Penicillium canariense is the source of this 2286-nucleotide messenger RNA. RefSeq names its product tRNA methyltransferase RSM22. The coding region runs from base 1 to 2286 and encodes 761 amino acids. Gene Ontology annotation, cellular component: mitochondrial small ribosomal subunit. The record is from RefSeq and is a predicted model, not a curated record. The transcript has a single exon. Gene Ontology annotation, molecular function: methyltransferase activity; structural constituent of ribosome. Gene Ontology annotation, biological process: translation. NCBI's taxonomy places the organism in Eukaryota, Fungi, Ascomycota, Eurotiomycetes, Eurotiales, Aspergillaceae.
AUGUCUGGUCAAAGAUUCUCGUCCACCACCGCGUCGCCCUCCGAAUCGCCGCAGCCUAGCGACGACACUGAGACUAUCAACGCCCUGAUUGAGCGCAUCAACCAAAACGAUGAUGAAAUGGCCAAAUUAUUGGAAGAAUUGGAACUUAUCGAAGAUGUUGAUGGCAUGGAGGAGCUGGCCGAUCCUCUCGAAGGCCAAGAGUACACACCGGAGAUUUGGGUGCAGAUGGUGCGACAACAAUUUGGAGACACAAUCCCCGAAGGCGUUCUGAAUGAGGAGGAGACGCAGCUGUUUACUCGACUCUAUGGAGAGCCCAUUGUCCAGGAAAUGGUCGAAGAAGCCUCCGCCGAGGAAGACAAGAAGGAAUCUGAUCGCUUGUUCCGCGAGGAUGGAAAGGGUCGUUGGGAGGAAAUCGAGUAUGAGGAGAACGCGAAGGCCGAGGAUGACAUUCCCGUUGUCUACGAUAUGGAGAACAGCUCGGAAGAAAUCGAGACGAUUGCAAUGCGACGGACCCGAGAAGUGGCCGAGCAGCUGGGUGGCGAGAUCAUGCUGGAGCAGUUUGAGAACGAAGCUGUUCCAGAUUCUGCGCCUCGGGCUCAUCCCCUAACCCAGGAAGGCAAAUUCCAGACGGAUCCCCGUACAAUUCAUCUACCGAAGAACACGGUCACUGGACCUAUUUCGGUCAUUCUUUCGGAGUUUUCCAACAAGCAUAUCUCUGACACUGCUCGCCGCUUGUUUGGAGGGCCAGGAUUGCCCCAUUCUACGACCACCGCACCCCCGCGGGCGCAGCUACCGCAGCUGCCAAUUCCCCUUCAUGCGUCCCAACAUCAUAUGGGUGGGAUGGAGGCCAAUGCCUACAUCGCGGCCUUGUACCCUGGCAUUUAUGCCUCAAUACUCAGCGUUUUGGUCGAGGUGCGGAAACGCAUGGGAACGGACUGGAUCCAUCAUCUCAUCUCCCAAGAGGGAGGCCCCAACGUUCUCGACGCAAGUGGCGGUGGUGCCGGUAUCCUGGCCUGGAGGGAUGUUGUCCGUGCUGAAUAUGAGCUCAUGGUUCCCGCCCACCCUGAGGGGGCAGCCAUCCCAUACGGGCGAUCGACAGUCUUGACGGGGUCGGAGACACUGCGACUGCGUGCGAGUGCGAUGCUCGACAAUACCAGUUUUCUUCCCCGCUUGCCGGACUAUGUUCAUGUGCGUGAGAAGCCAACACUGGAGGACUCGCGCGCUGCCCCGAAGCGUAAGCAGUACGAUGUUGUCAUCGCACCGCACAGUCUCCUUGGCUUUGAAGAGGAGUAUCAGCGAAAGGAGCAUGUUCAAAAUCUGUGGUCGCUCCUGAACCCUAAUGGCGGUGUGCUUAUUCUCCUCGAAAAGGGCCGUCAAAAGGGGUUUGAAGCGAUUGCUGGCGCCCGUGAAAUGCUCCUCAAGCGCCAUAUUGCGAGCCCAGGCUCGACAGAGUAUGAGAACACACUCGAAUCCCCUGGUAACAGCACCACAAUUCUCAAGGAGCCCGGUAUGAUCAUCGCUCCCUGCACAAACCAUUCUACUUGCCCGAUGCACAACCCGGCGGGCCCGACCAAGGGUCGCAGGGACUAUUGUCAUUUCGAGCAGCGGUACAUCCGCCCUGACUUCUUGCAGCGCAUUAUGGGUGCCAAGGACCGCAAUCACGAAGAUGUCAAAUUCAGCUACCUCGCUGUGCAGCGAGGUGUGGACCUGCGUCAAGAACGGGAUAUCCGCCAGAACGCCGAAGCAACAGACGCCGCAUUCGAAGGCUUCGAGCACCUCGAAGAGCCCGACAGUUCAAAUAUCGACUCGCUCUCCCUCCCUCGUGCCAUCUACCCGCCCAUCAAACGUCGCGGGCACGUCAUCUUCGACCUCUGCACACCGGCCGGCAAGAUCGAGCGUUGGACGGUCCCGCGUUCCUUUAGCCGGCAGGCCUACCGUGAUGCGCGCAAGUCUAAUUGGGGUGACUUGUGGGCUCUAGGAGCUAAGACCCGUAUUCCUCGGAACCUGAACCUGGGCGACAAACACGGCGAAGGCAAAAAAGAGCGUCUCGCUCGACGAGCAGCAGCCAGGGCUGGCUCGCGCGAAGUUGAUGAAGAGGGCGAAUUCGAUGAGCUCGACCCCAAGGAAGACGAAGCUGUCGAUGGGAUCGUGGACGAGGGAUCCGAUCGUUCGGCAUUCCCUGCACGCAAGAAGGGCCAGAAUAUUCCGAGCUGGAAGAAGCACGCGGAUAAGAAGAAGCUUCGACAGGCCGUGAAGAAACGUGGUGCGGCAGAAGAUGCCCUGUAA